Molecule: messenger RNA, 1482 nt
Organism: Rhinocladiella mackenziei CBS 650.93
Lineage: Eukaryota; Fungi; Ascomycota; Eurotiomycetes; Chaetothyriales; Herpotrichiellaceae
Exons: 5
Coding region: 1-1482 (493 amino acids)
Molecular function (GO): heme binding; monooxygenase activity; iron ion binding
Source: RefSeq, a predicted model, not a curated record
AUGCCACAUUUGACUGCCGAGUUGAUUCUUGCUUGUGUGCUCUUGCCCAUCACGUACUAUCUUUAUCGUGCCGCUCGAGAUCCGCUUCGCUCCGCCCCUGGACCUUUCCUGGCAAGGUUCACCCGACUUUGGUAUCUCAAAGCUGUCCAUAAAGGCGAUUUUGAACUACAGAACAUCCAGUUGCAUCGGCAAUAUGGACCGAUUGUCCGCGUUGCACCUAACUGGUACAGCAUAAGCGAUCUAGACGCAGCAGCCACCAUCUACAAUACUCAGAAUGUCUUUCCCAAAUCGAAAUGGUAUUUCGCUUUUCAGCAACCAGAUGAGCCAAACAUCUUCUCAACUCACAACAACAAAUAUGCCGCCGAGCUACGCAGAAAGUAUAAACCAGCCUUUGAUGUGUUUCACGUGUACGAAUAUGCUGUCGACGAUUGCUCGAAGAUUCUGGAGCAGAGGCUGUCCGAAUUUGCAGCGAGCGAAAGUGAGGCCGAUCUUGGUUGGUGGCUCACCUGUUACGCGUUUGACGUGAACGGCCAAAUUGCCUUCUCUAAACGUUUCGGCCAUCUUGACGAGGGCAAAGAUGUCGGCAAUAUCGCCGCAGCUCUGGCUGAAAGGCUCGAUUACGUCUCACAUGUUGGCAUAUAUCCUUCUCUUCAUCGUCUGUUUUGGAAGUUGGUCAUGGUAAUGACCUUCGUCACUAAGCAAAUUGACUAUACGUACGUCUUCGCACAGAACCAACUUGAUGGCCAUCAACGCCGCCGUGAUUUGGAGACCGGAAAAUCCUCUGAACCACCGGACAUGCUUGACAGGUUUCUUGACUUUCACAAACAGAAUCCGAAUCAUUUCACUAAAAACGACGUGCUCAUCGGAGCAUACAGCAGCAUUGCAGCUGGCGCAGACUCUACCUGGAUUUCUCUUGGCAGCAUCAUCCACUACGUGCACAAGUAUCCUGAGACGCUACGGAAGCUUCGGGCUGAGAUAGACAUGAUGACUCGCGAAGGGAAAAUCUCCGAUCCAGUGACAUUCGAAGAGUCGAAGAAGAUGCCAUACCUCAAUGCUGUGAUUAAAGAAGCUCAACGAAUGCAUUCCCCGACCGGUUUUCCAUUGUGGAGAGUGGUUCCUGAGUCAGGGGCCACGUUAUGCGGACGAUACUUCCCUCCGGGAACGACAGUUGGCGUCAACAUUUGGGUAGCUCAUCGCUCUUCAGCAUUUGAUCCCGACCCAGACAUCUUCCGGCCUGAGCGCUGGCUUGAAGCCGAUAAGAAGCAGCUGGCUAAGAUGAAUGCUUCAUAUAUGCCGUUUGGUAUGGGUCCUCGAAUAUGCCAGGGCCAGAUCAUAGCAAUGAUGGAGAUGGGCAAGAUCAUUCCGCAACUGUUUCGCAGAUUUGACUUCGAUUUAAGCCCGGAUUGGCAGACGUUCAAUCACUGGCUUGUGGGACAUAAAGGUUUGAAUGGAAAGGUCAAGUGUAGAGAGAAUCCUACUUAA